Molecule: messenger RNA, 3387 nt
Organism: Cuculus canorus (common cuckoo)
Lineage: Eukaryota; Metazoa; Chordata; Aves; Cuculiformes; Cuculidae
Gene: WDR6
Product: WD repeat domain 6
Exons: 6
Coding region: 1-3375 (1124 amino acids)
Biological process (GO): tRNA methylation
Cellular component (GO): cytoplasm
Molecular function (GO): protein binding
Source: RefSeq, a predicted model, not a curated record
AUGGGCGGGGCUAGAACCUCAGCCAAUGAGAGGGGCGCGGGGGGCUCGGUCAACGCGCGGGGCGGGGCGCGACGCCCGGUGAAUGAGUGGCGGGCGAAGAUGGAGUCGGUGGCACUGGUGGCGCCGGUGACGGCGCUGGAGUUCGUAGGGGACGUGCUGCUGGCGGGCACGGGCCCGGAGGUGGCGGCGUUCCGGCUGAGCGGCGCGGGCCCGGCGGCGCGGCGGAGCGUGCUGCGUGAGGCCAGCGUGCAGGGGCUACGGGCGGAGCGCGGCGGGGCGGGCGCGGUGCGGGUGGCGGCGUUCGGCGGGCGCUGGCUGGCGGUGCUGUGGGUGCGGGCGGCGGGCGGCGGGGCGCGCCUGGCCGUGCUGGCGGCGCGGGCGCUGGGCGCGCGGGUGUGGGAGGCGCGCUGGGCGGCGGGUGGGCGGCUGGCGCUGGCGCUGGGCGGCGGGGCCGUGGCGCUCUACGAGUGGCGGGGCGGCGGGCGCUGGCUGCGCCGGGCGAGCUGCGGCGGGGCCGGGGUCGCGCUGCGCUGCGCCGCGCUGGCGGGGCCGUGCUGGGCGCGCCUGGCGCUGGCGGCCGGCACGGCGGCGGGGGCCGUGCUGGUGUGGCAGGCGGCGGCGCCCGCGGCCCCGCGCCGGCGGCUGACCGGGCACCGGGGCGCGGUGCUGGCGCUGCGCUGGGCGGCGGCGCGGGGGCUGCUCGCCUCCGCCUCCGAGGACCGCGGCGUGCGGCUCUGGGCGCUCGGUGACCUGCGCGACGACGAGGGCGGCCGGUGCCUGCUGGUGUGCUACGGGCACGGCUCGCGCGUGGCCGCCGUGGCGCUGCGGGGGCCGCGCCCCGUGAGCGCGGGCGAGGACGGCGCGUGCCUCGAGUGGGACGGCGGCGGCCACGUGCGGCGGGAGCGGCGCGGGCACCGCGGGGCCCUGCGCGCCCUGGCCCUGCGCCCCGCCGGGGGGCGGCUCGCCACGGGCGGCGACGACGGCGGCGUGCGGGUGUGGCGGGCGCGCGGCAGCGCGGCCCCGGCCCCCGCGGCGCUGCGGGCCCCGUGGCGGGUGCGGGCGGCGCUGCUGGCGGCGCCGCGGCGGGCGCUGGCGCUGGGCGAGGCGGGGGCGCUGGCAGCCUGCGAGGCGCCGGCGGGGCCUUGGGUGCCGGUGCUGCCCCCCGGGGCCGCCGGGCCCCGCGCGCUGCUGGCGGCCGCGCCGCUGUCCGGCGACGACGAGGCGCUGUGCGCGCUGGGCGACGGCGACGGGCGGCUGCUCCUCUUCGCCCUGGGCAGCCCCGGGGACGCAGCCGCGCUGAGGCCGUUCGAGGGCGCCGUGCGGGGGCUGAGCUGGGCCCCCCGACCCGGGCUGCCCCCCGCCGCCGCCGCGCUCCUGGCCUCGGGGCCCGGUGGGGAGAUGCUCUGGUUCGAUGUCACCCACCGGCCCGGGCGAGCUCCCCGCGUGCGGCUGAUGGGGCGCUACCUGCUGCCCCCCUGCAAGCAGCGCUGGCACACCUGUGCCGCCUUCCUGCCCCGCGCCCCGCUCCUGCUCUGCGGGGACCGACGAGGCUCCCUGCUCCUCUUCCCGUGCCGCCGCUCCUCUGGGCAGGCUGCCGAGAGCACUGGCGCCGUCCAGGGCAGCGAGGAGGCUGGCCGCAGUGGCCAGGACAGUGAGGACGCUGAUAACGAGUCACAGCCCUCUUGCUUGUUGGAUAAAGAGGUUCUUCCCCUCGAGAGCCCGCUGUCCGUGCUCUUCGGGCUCCACGGGAAGACGGGGGUCACCUCGGUCACCUGCUACAGGGAUUACAUUUACAGUACUGGUCGGGAUGGCGUCUACCGCCAGCUCCAGCUGCAGGGCACUCAGCUGGAGGUCCUGCGGAAGCACAGGCCCUGCAAAGGGCUGCAGUGGAUCGAGGAGCUGCGCUUCACCCCAGACGGGGAUCUGCUCGUGCUGGGCUUUCACGCUGACAACUUCGUGGUGUGGAGCAGCAGAACCGGCGAGAACAUCCACUGCAUCCCAUGUGGCGGGGGACACCGCUCCUGGAGCUACUGCAGCAGCCCCGAGGCCGACGCCUUCGCCUUCGUCAAGUGCGGGGACGUGAUGCUGUACUACCGCGAGGCCGUGCCCUGCGAGCAGCAGGUGCUUCUGGAGUCCCUGCACGGGCGGGAGAUCGUCUGUGUGCGGCGCCUGGGGGCAGUGGAGGUGCCAGGCCACACUGCCCUGAAUGUCUUCAUCACCGGCAGCGAGGACACCACAGCCUGUGUCCUGGUGCUCAGUGAGCGCUCCCGAGCUGCCGUGCCCAUCGCCCGGCUCAGUGACCACAUCUCCAGUGUGAGGGCACUGGCGCUGGCUGGCAACGAGGACUGUGGUGAUGGGAAUUUGUCUGUACUGCUCUUCUCUGCGGGCGGCCGGGCGCAGAUCGAGUGUUACCGGCUGCAGUGUGUGGGGGACCCAGCCUCUGAGAGUGCUGUGGACUGCCAGGUUGUCCACGUGGCUUCUCACCGGCUGGAUGAGUACUGGGAGCGGAAGAAGAACAGACACAAGCUCGUCAAGAUGGACCCGGAGACGAGGUACAUGUCCCUCUCCGUCGUGCCCGGGACCAGCACCAAGAAGCUGCCAAUGCCCUGGAAGUUCCUGGUUGCAGCCUGCAGUGACGGAUCGGUCCGGGUCUUUGGGCUCCUGGAGGCCACCCGGAAGCUGGUGCUGGUGGCGGAGUCAUUUCACCACCAGCGCUGUGUGCUGAAGGUGGAGGCGUUCCUGCAUGCACAGGCGGGAGAGGAGAGGAGGCACCUCCUGUGCAGUGCAGCCACCGAUGGCAGCAUCGCCUUCUGGGACAUCACCCACCCCAUCGCAGAUGCAGUGGAUGCCCUGCACCAAGCAGAGGGAGAGGUGCAGCCCCUGGCCCUGGGCUCCCCGCUGCUCACCAUCAUGGCCCACAGCUGCGGUGUGAACAGCCUCCACACCCACAAGACACCAGAGGGGCAGUACCUGGUGGCCAGCGGCAGCGACGACGGCUCCAUCCACGUCUGCCUGCUGGAGGUGGCCGUAGGUGGGGGCGAGGCUGCAGCAGGGACCAGCCUGCGCGUCCUGCAGCGGGUGGCCAGGCCCUGCGCCCACGCUGCCCACGUGACGGGGAUCCGGGUGCUGCGGCCAGACCUGCUGCUCUCUGCCUCUGUGGACCAGCGCCUGACACUGUGGCGGCGGCACCCAGACAGGCUGGAUGAGCUCAGCACCACCUUUUUCCACGUGCCUGACCUUGCGGAGCUGGACUGCUGGGAGGAGGCGGAGGCCGGUGGGGAGCUGCAGUUCUGCUGCGUGCUCUGCGGGCAGGGCCUGGAGAUGCUGCGCGGCACAGCUCCCCCGAAGCCCCCUCCACCAGAGCCUCCCCAGUAACGGGGCAGGUCU